AGGCUCCAGAAAUCACUGACAUUAACGAGGCGUGCUGCAGCAUUAUCAGCGGAUCGUAUGCAUGUGUAACAAUCAGCAUGCGGUGUUGUUACGGAGUGAUAUUGUUCCUGCGCUGAUGCGAUGCUGCAGGUCCUGGGUUUAACGCGUCCAUUCAGAGCGCUCCCCCAGCUCUCUUUACCAGCGAGUGAAAGAUACAAACCAAACGUGGUUAUGACACGCUUUAGCACCUUUUCCUCAAUUACAAUGCGUUUAAGUUGCCUUCAUCUCUGUGAUGAUGAUAAGGACGGCAACGACAGAGCCAAGUUUACUUCACGGUUUCUAGAUCGUCAGGAUGAAUCCUCAGCAGCGGAUUGCCGCUCUCGGAACUGAUAAGGAAUUGAGUGACCUGCUGGAUUUCAGUGCGAUGUUCUCUCCACCUGUAGGCGGAGGGAAAAAUAGGCCCACCACACUUGGAAGCAGUCAGUUCAGUGCAUCAGGUAUGGAUGAGCGGACCAACCAAGCGUCUUGGGCCCCAGGUGGCGAGUCCAGCCCUUCCUAUGAAUCCUCCCGGGGUUUUGCAGACAGCCCUCAUUACGGCGAUCACAUGAGUGACAGCCGAUUAGUGUCCCAUGAAGAAUUGUCCCCAACACCUUUUAUGAACUCAAACAUAAUUGGUAAAACUGAGAGGGCUUCGUUUCUUGGCUAUGGGAGGGAUCCUGGAGCAUCUGGUAGCCAGGCGUCUCUCAGGCCAGAUGCAGCUUUGACUAGUCCCAAUUCUGUGACUACGUCGGGGAAAUCCACUGCUCCGUUUUACUCCUUCAAUGCAGCCAAUCCCAGAAGACGUUCUCUGCAAGACGCUCCACUCAUCGAUCCACUACAAACAAAAAAGGUUCGCAAGGUCCCUCCUGGCCUGCCUUCAUCUGUGUACGCACCGUCUCCAAACUCAGAGGACUUCAACAGAGAUUCCCCCUCGUACUCCUCGCCUAAACCUUCCAGCAGUAUGUUUGCAAGCACUUUCUUUGACGGUACCCACAGUUCAUCUGACCCGUGGAAUUCGUCCAGCGGGAUCAGUCAGCCCGGCUACGGGGGAAUGCUGGCAGGAUCUUCAUCUCACAUGGCCCAGACGGGAAACUACAGCAGCCUGCACUCACAUGACCGUUUGAAUUACCCCGCACAUUCAGUCUCUCCGGACAUCAACGCCAGUCUUCCUCCCAUGUCAAGCUUCCACCGGAGCAACACCAGCACUUCACCGUUCGUCACCGCAGCACACACUUCAUCCGUCAACUCCGUCGAUGGGGUUAUGGUCGCUGCGAAUCGGGGGACGACUAGUGGAAGCUCGCAGACUGGAGAUGCACUGGGCAAGGCUCUGGCCUCGAUUUACUCACCUGACCACACUAGCAGUAGCUUCCCGUCCAAUCCGUCCACACCUGUGGGUUCCCCCUCACCUCUGACGGCCACAGCAGGAGCUGCUUCAGCCGGGACCGUCGUGAGCGCCGCAGGGACCCCGUCUGCAAGGCCAGGUGCCAACCAGUGGCCCCGCGCGAGCGGACAGACUCCCCCUUCUCCAAACUACGAGAACUCCCUCCACUCGCUGAAAAACAGAGUCCAUCAGCAGUUACAUGAGCAUCUCCAGGAUGCCAUGUCUUUCUUAAAGGAUGUCUGCGAGUCUCGGAUGGAAGAUCGCCUGGACAGAUUGGAUGAUGCAAUCCUUGUUUUGAGGAACCAUGCAGUGGGCUCCACCGCCAGCCUGCCCAGCGACAUUCACACCCUGCUGGGACAGGCGCAGAACGGGCCAAUAACAACCAUCGGACCAAACUUUCCCGCCUCUGCACUCGUUCCAAGUCGGACUGCAGCGAUGCAGGGCGGCGACGAUGCUGCCAGCCUCACCAACAGCCAUGGAGGCCUGCCCAGCACCGGCUCCACGUCCAGCACAGAGCUCAACCACCAGCUGGAGACCUUCAGAGGUCUUGCUUCAGCGCUGUCCGGUCAGAUUCCUGCCGCCCUGGAGCUGAAGAUUGAGAAGCAGGAAAAAGACGACAUGCACGACAGCCUGUCUGAUAAUAAAUCAGACGACGAGAGCGACAGGAGGGACAUGAAGACGCCCAGGACAGGCCAACGCACAAGCAUCACUGAAGACGAGGAUCUGAAUCCGGAGCAGAAGGCCGAGCGCGAGCGCGAGAGGAGGAUGGCGAACAACGCCCGCGAGCGCCUGAGGGUCCGAGACAUCAACGAGGCCUUCAAGGAGCUGGGCCGCAUGUGCCAGCUGCACUUGAAAAGCGAGAAGCCCCAGACUAAACUACUCAUCCUGCAUCAGGCGGUGGCCGUCAUUCUUAGCUUGGAGCAGCAGGUCAGAGAGAGGAACCUGAACCCCAAAGCAGCCUGCCUUAAGAGACGAGAGGAGGAGAAGGUUUCCGGCAGUUCCAGUGACGCCCAGCAGGGGCACACUGGAGUCCAUCCAGGCCUGACCGACACGUCCAACCCCCUGGGUCACCUCUGAGCAGGAGGCAGAUCGAUGCCACGCGGCUCACUCCUGUGUGAGCUGGUGAGCCUGCUUCCCAGUGACAGACUGGACUUGUGGUUCCCACGCCAGUCGCAGGAGUCAGACCACUUGAAGCAAAACUAAGAGUCCAACACGAUCCAGCCCUCAGAUUGAAGAGAGCCAAGCGUCCAGCUCCAUCCACCGACUAGUUUCCAUCUGCAAAUUUCUCCCCACAAAGAAAAACCGAAACCACAUAUCAGUGUCUGUAAGAAGAAGAAGCGUGUUGCUCCUGAACAAUCAGAGACCUACGCAACCUCCGCCAACCGUACGUGGAAGUUGCCUUGUGCCUAAACUGAAUUGACGAAUGCAUUGUAACAGCAAUUUUUUUCUGUCUGUCUGGUUUUUUUUUCUAUUUAUUGAGCUGUCAGGUGUCUGCCGAAAAGGAAGGUUUGGUAAAAUCACAGAGAAGCGAGCGGCUUUUCAGUCGAGCUAUAGUUUGCUGUGUCACCGUUAAACCAGAGCACUGCCCCCCUGCUGAGACCAGGGGAAAACAUUUGAGAAGAUUAAUUUAUUGUCCAGUUUAGACUAAUAUUUAUACCCUGCAACAACAACAAAAAAUACUAGCUUUUAGAUGCGAACAACAGAAUUGUCCAAUGUUUUAUUUUUGUUAAAGAAGAUAUAUUAUUUAUAUUUAUUUGCUUGAUUUUGCCUCUGGCCACAUGUGAAACCAAAACUACCUAAUGUGUGUUUUCUAAAGGUGAUUGGCAAACUGUAGUUUCACUGAAAGCUCAGAUGUAGUUUUGUUUUUGUUUUCCCUCCGUUUAGACAUUAAGAAGCAAACUGGUUAGCAUUCCCAGCAUAUUUAAUGUCUUAACAAAUAAGAACAGGACUCAGAGACCCAUCGUCCCUUUGCCAUAUAGUGUUAAACAAAAAGCAUUUCAAUGGUUUUACAGAUUCCUGUCAACAUUUAUCCUCCUGACAUUUUCUUCCUAUUAUUGUUGUUUUUUUUAUCGUUGUUACGCCCAGCGAAUCAAAAUGCUUAAUGAGAUGUAGUGAAAGAGUAAAAGUUGCAAAAAAUGUAACAAAAAGAAAAGAAGAGGACGACGACCAUGCUAUCUCCUGGCCCGACGAACAUAUCAGUUUUCUUUUUGUUGAUAUUUCACUAAACUUCCAGUUAUUCAGAGUUAUGCUUAUCUGUGAGUCCGUCCUUCGUUUCGACUUCCAGCGCUCUCAGCCGUCUAAGUUAUUCUCCAGUUCGGAUCGAGGUUAGUUUGAACAAACGCGGUCAGCAAGGUUUCCUUUUACACCUCAAAACAUUGAUCAUGUUUUUUGUUUUCCCCAUCAGUGUGCAUGCUUUACAUCUCUCUCUUUUUUUUGUAUCUUUGGUCUUAAGACUUGCUUUAUAUUCCAUAUAUUUCUUUGUAUAUUAUGUGAUUUCCUCCAUUUGAAGCAAGGCGGCCACGUUCACGACGGGUUUUCAUCCAGAAUCAACGAUUCGCAGCAGGAGUUUACAUUCAGUACAUUUUUAUUAUUAUGACAAAAACUGUAAAAUAAUGUGUUUCCUCUGACUGAAUGUGGCCUCCUUCUUCUUCCUUCAGUAUUUCAUGUGGACAGACUGAGGGUGUCACUUCCAGCUCUUAUUUCCUUCAUUUUGUUUGCUGUUCUUCCUUUGUUUUUUUUUUUUGCUCCUCUGUUUGCCAAGUUAGACUUUGCUGUAUUCCCAGAUGCUUUCCCUUGUAUAAUAUAUGAGAAAAAAUAAGAAAAUCAAAAGAAAAAAAAAACAUUUGGCUUAUUUUUCACUGUAGUUAGUCUUUUAUACAAUAAUAAUACUGUAAGAAUAUUUCUUGAAUUCUAAAUAUUACUCUUUCUAGAUUUUUGAAAGCAAAGGUUUUGAGUAAAAAGUUUCUUACUUUAUUUUACUAUGUUAGGUAGUAAAAUGUACGGUUAUUUACCAUAACUUGUCAAUUAUUACAAGAGAUUUACAAGCGGCAGAAGACAGCAGAGCUGCGGCUCGUCGUUCUUUAAAAGGCUUCGAUCGAGCUGCAGGUUCCUGAAACAGAGACUUUCGUCUUCCGCUUUGGUCGCCGCUGUUCGCUGAUAAAACAUUUGAUCUUGUGUCAAAUAAGAAAAGGUGUCGAUCCGCAUUAAAAAAAAAAAAAAAAAGACAAAGGAAAAAGGAUAAAACAACUGUGGCAGCGGGAAUUUGAAUUUUCUGUCUUUUACAGCAGGAAAACAUGUAUAUAACAUUUAUGUUGCAAUAAAUGUGCCAUCUUUUUUUAAACUGGAUUGUAUGUGCAUUCAUUUCCCUCUGAGCAAAGAGGUUUUUGUUUUUAUUGCCCUCUCAGAUUUAACCUUUUUCCCCAACGCAGCAACAUUUUCCUGUAAAACAACACAAAGAAAAAAAACAAAGGUCGCCUCGGAAGAAAGAGUCUCGAUUAUUAGACUUUAUUAUUGUUUCUGUUUUUGCUUUUGGAGACGUUUCUACAGUGGAUUUAGGCCAAAUGAGUGUUUUAUAGUAUGUAACUUCUUUUUACCAGUGGACCAUUGUAGUCUGUAUGAAAAGUAAUAUGAAUAUAUAUGUUUCUAUUUUUAAUAAAGUGUGAUAGCAGCGUGA
Messenger RNA from Xiphophorus hellerii (green swordtail), 5072 nucleotides. RefSeq names its product transcription factor 12 (gene tcf12). Gene Ontology annotation, cellular component: chromatin; transcription regulator complex. Gene Ontology annotation, biological process: regulation of transcription by RNA polymerase II. Lineage: Eukaryota; Metazoa; Chordata; Actinopteri; Cyprinodontiformes; Poeciliidae. Gene Ontology annotation, molecular function: RNA polymerase II cis-regulatory region sequence-specific DNA binding; DNA-binding transcription factor activity, RNA polymerase II-specific; protein dimerization activity. The transcript is spliced from 21 exons. The record is from RefSeq and is a predicted model, not a curated record. The coding region runs from base 332 to 2476 and encodes 714 amino acids.